This is a messenger RNA of Loxodonta africana (African savanna elephant), 1111 nucleotides long. Its product is annotated as putative serine protease K12H4.7. Gene Ontology annotation, molecular function: serine-type exopeptidase activity; dipeptidyl-peptidase activity. Gene Ontology annotation, biological process: proteolysis. The transcript is spliced from 5 exons. The record is from RefSeq and is a predicted model, not a curated record. The coding region runs from base 63 to 830 and encodes 255 amino acids. NCBI's taxonomy places the organism in Eukaryota, Metazoa, Chordata, Mammalia, Proboscidea, Elephantidae.
GGUGGGGAGCAAUUGCAGUAGAAAUAGUCCAAACGGUGGAAGCUUGUUCCCACAACACGACCAUGGCCCAAGCUCUUGGGUGGCUGCUGCUGCUGCUCUUCUGUUCUUCUGCUCAGAGUUUUCUCUGGAGACGGACUCGUGGUGCCCAUCAGACAAAAGUGAUGUACCCUAAUUUUUCCUUCCAGCAAAAAUUGGACCAUUUUAGCAAAACUUUUACACGGUUAUGGCCACAGAGAUAUUUCAUUAAUGAUGCCUUCUACAAACCUGGAGGGCCAGUCUUUCUGAUGGUUGGAGGGGUGUGGACUGCCAGUGAAUCCUGGCUAUCAAUAAAUAAAACCUGGGUUACAUAUGCUCAGAGAUUGGGCGCGCUCUUCUUACUUCUGGAACACAGGUUUUAUGGAUACAGCCAACCAACAGGAGAUCUGAGUACUGCCAGCCUCCAGUACCUCAGCAGCAGGCAAGCUUUGGCUGACAUUGCGAACUUCCGAACUCAAAUAGCAGAAAAAAUGGGACUCACCGAAAAUAAGUGGGUUGCAUUUGGCUGCUCUUCUGCUGGCUCCCUUGCAGUGUGGUCGAGAAUAAAACACCCUGAAUUGUUUGCUGCAGCAGUGGGCAGCAGUGCACCGAUCCAAGCAAAAGCUAAUUUUUAUGAGUACCUUGAAAUUGUUCAAAGAUCUCUGGCCACUCAUAACAGCAACUGUUUUCAGGCAGUGAAAGAGGCUUUUGGUCAAAUUGUGAAGAUGCUGAACCUUCCAAGAUACUACGGAAAACUUGAAAAUGAUUUCAAGUGGGGUACAUUGUGCAGAUGUGUUCGAACAAAAGGAUACUGAUUCAGCUGAACUAAUUCAAGCACUAGAAAAAAUCUUCCGGAUUCUACGAAAAUGGCUAAAGAAAUAGAUCUCUCUGAGAAAGAAGAGCAACAGAACCUGCAAUGUGGACUCCCAUUUUAUUGCUCAAAUGCUAAAUCUCCUACAAGGGUGAAAUUAGAGCAAUCUCAAAAGCCUAAUUCCUCUCUGUAGGAUUUAGGUUGGUUUUGUUUUCAUGGACUAUCAUCUUGUUCCUCCUUUCUUGGUGACCUUGAGAAGGAGCAGAUCAUCCAGCACACAAGAAA